This is a messenger RNA of Zophobas morio, 668 nucleotides long. RefSeq lists its product as uncharacterized. NCBI's taxonomy places the organism in Eukaryota, Metazoa, Arthropoda, Insecta, Coleoptera, Tenebrionidae. The record is from RefSeq and is a predicted model, not a curated record. The transcript has 3 exons. Gene Ontology annotation, biological process: sleep; positive regulation of voltage-gated potassium channel activity; regulation of synaptic transmission, cholinergic. The coding region runs from base 177 to 566 and encodes 129 amino acids.
UUCCCUUGUAUUCGUACUUUAAUUACUGAAUAUAUCGAGCAAGGUGGAGUGUUUGAUAACGAAUGUGAGCACAAAGGUAAUAAAAGCGUCUUUAGAGUAAACAUGGCGUGUUAUUUGGCUUAACAGAUAGACGUUAAUUCCUGAUAUGAAACCCUAAAUACAGUAUUUAGUCAAACAUGGCGUGCGUUGCAAGAAUAGCUAUCCUUUCAGUUUUAGCGUUAACCCUGAAUAUUAAUUUUGCCUUUUCGUUAAAUUGUUACAAAUGCACUGGUCCGCUGAACAUUGGUAUGGAUUGCGAAAACAAUUUGGAGGAUAUACCGGUUAUUCCGUGUGAAGGGGGUGAAGUUUGUGCUGAAUACGUUAAAGGAAACCCUGGGACUGAGAUCCUACACAGAGGUUGUUAUCCUAAUAAUCAGUGUGAUAUAUUGAACGACCAGUAUAUAAACAACCCCGCUGUUGCCGUAGUAAGGUGUACAACUUGUGACAGUGACUCUUGCAAUUCUGCAAAUUUAUUAACGGUUUCUGUAUUUUUAAGUUUUAUGACAUUGUUUUUGUUCUAUGUAUAGGUCCUCACACAACUUGAUAUUUACCACAUUUUAAUAUUUUUUUGGAUAUUGUUUAACUAUAUCUUUAUUGCAAAAAUAAAUAACAGGUGUUUGCUUUUAUAA